Messenger RNA from Peniophora sp. CBMAI 1063, 609 nucleotides. The record is from the annotation of a GenBank genome assembly. NCBI's taxonomy places the organism in Eukaryota, Fungi, Basidiomycota, Agaricomycetes, Russulales, Peniophoraceae.
AUGAACGGCAGCGUUCACCUCGUACGCGUGUAUAAGCUCCCGAAGAAAUACUUCCAGGACCACGUUCAGGUGCAUCUCUGCCAUCCCACCACUCCUAUCGCCACAUCAAUGUCGAUGCACCCUUCGAACUGCGAUUACUUUCCCGUAUCUCCGCCUUGCGUAGAGGAGAAGCAUCAGCAGGAAUUCGCGUUCUCCCCCUCGCCCGCAUCGUGUGCUCCUAAUCGAGUUUGGCGCCGUACUCGCAUCGUCAUCCUCUCGGUGCUCCUCACACUCGCCGGAGUGGCUGGAAACGCCCUGUUCAUCGCAACGGGAGUCUCUCUCAUCGGCUCCAUAUUCGGCUAUGGAAUCCUCGCUGCCGUUCCCAAUCCUUGCCGACUCACCGUCCUGAGCCCGGCGGUUGGUCAGAGCGCUUUCGUGGAUUGGUGCUCCCUUAUUGCCCUUGUCACGACCAUAGGCCUUUUCAUCGGCACUAUCACUUUGGGCGCACUGUCAGGUUGCAUAUGGGUGACUACGGAGGUCUGGAGUGUGUUGAAGAGCUUGGAUGGAGAAGUCGAGGGGCACAACGUUGAAGAAGCCUAUCCCGUGGACGAGAAAUUAAUUCUGGUGUAA